AUGCCCCAAUCCCCAUUUAUCCGCUCUCCCACCUUCCAUGUCCCCUCCCCCCCCGCGGCCGCAGACCCGUCGCGCGAGACGCACUACGUGCUGGUGGUGCACGGCACGUUCGACUCGCCGCCCGGCCCGGGGAACCCGCCACCGUGGUACUUCCUGGACGCGAAGCGCGCCGAUAACUUCUGCCACCUCAUCGCCAAGGACCUCAAGGCCACGCCGCUCGGCUUCGACGCCGUGUGGCGCCAACUGCCGGGUGCGCCGGGGGGUGGGGUGGUUGUGGGGGACGAGGAGGGGCGGGGGCAACGGGAGGGAGGUGCAGACUCGCACGCGGGCUUGCGGUUGCGCGAGGACGUGCCGUACCCGUUCCACUGGUCGGGGCACAACACGCACGAGGCGCGCGUCGAUGGUGAGCGCACCGAGGGGGAGGAUGGGAGCGCUUUUUGGAGGGGAAUGGGGAGUGAGGGCACCCGGGGGAUGGGGAGUAGGGGUUUGAGCGUGCCCGGGGUACGGUGUGCAGCAGGGGGCGCGGAUGACGGGCACGGCGCGGCCCCAAGCGGCACGGCCAUGCUUGAUCCGGGCAAGGCUUUGGCGCAGCUGAUCCACGCUGUGGGGCGCGCGGACCCGUCGGCGCGCGUGCACGUGGUGGCGCAUAGCCACGGGGGGAACGUGGCGCUGAAGGCGGUGUCCAAGUACCUCUCCAUGCUCCGCCGCGACUCCCGCGACCCUGCGCGCGCCUCCCACGACCAGAUCACCGCCGCCUUCUGGGAGGCGCACGCGGAGGGGUACCGGAGCAUAAAGGAGCACCAGCAGGUGAAAGUGAGCGCCGUGUGGAUGCUGGCCUUCGCGCCCUUCCUUGUGGUGAAGCGGCCAUGGCGGGGCGACGAGGCGCUGGGCGCCUUCCCCUACGCCUACUUCCAACGCGUUGACUCCCUGCUCGGCCUCCCCAAGGUGCGGCAGGCCAAGUACCUGCGGAAGAAGUGGGCGGGGAGCAGCAGCAGCAACUGUCUGGGGCGAGUGGUGUUCCUGGGUACGCCCUUCUACACCAAGCACUGGGACCCGCAAGCCGCUCUCACCAUGGCACGCACCAUCCUGGGGCUCUCCGUGCUGGUGUUUGUGGUCAUCGUGGGCGCGGUCGUGUCGGUCAAGUAUGCCAUCUUCCAUGAGGUCAACACCGCUGAACUCACUGGAGGAGAGCUGACUUUUUGGGUGACAGUGGCGCUGGUGUCGGUGGCAGUGGUGGUGUACAACACGUUGAGCAGCAAGCGCUACAGCGACGGCAACGUGUAUUUCACGGAGAAGAAGGCGUGGAGCCCCGCCAUGAGCGCCCUCGUGCUCAACGCCGGGAAGCUUGAUGAGGCCGCCCUCGCGCUCUCCACGGAGCCCCUCGUGCGCGCCUACCUCAUGCCACAAGUCAAGACCAUGCUGACGCCCGACCCAUGGCGCAUGCUGCGGCCGUUCCCCGCCAAGACAUGGCUGGUGUCGCUGGCGAAUCUGUACAACAACUGCUGGGUGGCGCUGUGGACGCUCGUGCUGGUGGUGCCGUACAUCAUCCUGUGGCUGCUCAACUUCUUCCUCGUCCCUUACUUCUGCAACCAGCUGCUGCGCCUCUUCAUCACCCUCGGCUUCGGCCUGCAGAAGAACGAGUUGGACUGUGCGCAGGUGUACGUGGAGGAGUGGCUGCGCCUGCCACCAGCGACGCACAGCAUAGCGCAUUGGAAUGUGCAGAAGAUCCUCACAGCCGCCACGCUCGACCAGCUCAAAGACCUCCGCAAGCGAUCGGUGAUCCCGGGGGAGGCAGCGGCAACGGAGGAGGCGCUGAUGGAGGCGCACACGCAGCUCGUGGACCCCCAUGCCAUCGCCCAGCGCUGGCGCUUCCUCUGGGACGACCCGGAGUUGGAGAGGAAGGCGGAGGAUUCGACGACACUGGCGCUGCUCAAGAACCAAGUCGAUAAGAUGGCACACAACCCCCGCAUCUCCAGAGUGGCGUUUGAGCGGGAGUUGAAGGUGGUGUGUGUGACCCUAGAGGAGCGGUACAAGGACAUGACGGGCAACGUGGAGCUCUCACACGGCAGCUACUUCCGCAACCACGUCGUCAUCGCUGUCAUCGCUCACUUCCUCGCACACGGAGAGGUGCCCAGCUGGGCGCCGCAGCUGGGUGAGAUGACCCCGCCCGCUCAGAAGCCCGCUAAGAAGGGCCCCAUGUCGCGCCUCUUCAGCCGCCGCAUCACGCCCACCUCUGACGAGCUCGACACCACCCCCUCGCAAUAA
Molecule: messenger RNA, 2265 nt
Organism: Closterium sp. Naga37s-1
Lineage: Eukaryota; Viridiplantae; Streptophyta; Zygnematophyceae; Desmidiales; Closteriaceae
Source: the annotation of a GenBank genome assembly